AUGGAUUACAAGGAGAUGAAGAAACUCGACGAGGAAUCGCUACAGCAAUUGACGGAAGGUUCAGGACCUACUGACCUAUGUUUAUGCUCCGUAUUGGGGCCAAGAGAUGAUGAGAGAGCUAGUUUAAAGAGCAGCUUGAAGAAGGCAUUCGGUUUCGGUUCUCGCGAUAAAGCCAAAGGAAAUACAGGAAAGAAUAUUGAAUCAUCUUUGUCUUCUUCCAGCGCCCGUGGAAAAGGAUUCAAAGUUACCAAAGAGACUGUUAAACGUUCAAGCGAAUGUGGUAAAUGCGGGUGUGACGAGAAAAACAUAGUUUUGAGACACUCCGAAGCGAACAUCAGGAUCGUGACCCCAGACGUCUCAACGCUAUGCCCCUGCUCUUCGAACUGCUUACCGGGAAAAGAAAAAAUGAGAGACAACAUCAGAGUCAUAAUCGAACCAGUCCAAAUCGAGUUGGAUCAGAGCACGUAUAGCCGUCAUCCAAACGAAGAUAAUUCGAUCAUAAAUCAAUCAAGUUUAGAACGAUUUAAUAUUUCCGAUCACUAG
Molecule: messenger RNA, 543 nt
Organism: Bombyx mandarina (wild silkworm)
Lineage: Eukaryota; Metazoa; Arthropoda; Insecta; Lepidoptera; Bombycidae
Source: RefSeq, a predicted model, not a curated record